AUGGCUUCCAGCUCGAAUUCAUUACAUUCCGAAUAUCACCACGAGUCGUUACUGAGGGAUCCCUACGAGAUCCACAAUGGCCGUCGCUAUCUGCGCGAAGUGCCCUACCCGCUGCCCUGCGAUCUCCCCGAGAUGCAACGACAGAACCUGCGCACGCUCCUGGGAUGUAAGAUCUUCGGCCGCGCCGUCUGCUCACCAAAUUUCGGUCGCGAAGCCCCGGCCAGAAUAUUAGAGGUCGGCUGCGGCACGGGAUACUGGUCGGCCAUGUGCCAUGACUAUCUCUCCCGCUCGCAGGGUGCGAGGAACGUCGCGUUCACCGGGCUCGACAUCGCGCCCGUAGCGCCGGACCUCAACCGCUCGGGAAUGAAAUGGAAAUUCGUUCAACACGACCUUCGACGGGUCCCGCUGCCGUUCGACGAUGGCGAAUUCGACCUCGUCAUGAUCAAGGAUAUCAGCAUGACUUUGUCCUUUGGCCAACCAUAUCAACAAUUUAUCAGCGAGUGCGUACGGAUUCUUCGCUAUGGCGGUAGCAUAGAAGUCUGGGAAUCAGAUCACAUCAUCCGCUCACUAUUACCACACCCUCCACCCGCUCCGAACCGAAACCCCCAAGAACGCGACCUUGCGGAAAAGACCGCAACAUAUUGCCUUACCCAUAGUACGCCCUUCGCGCCCGCCCAAAAUCGCUAUAUUCGGCAAGCCAAUGCUUGGAUGGCGAUAGCCUUGGACCGCCGGAAACUCACUCCCACACCAUGCGCGGGCAUCAUGCAAAUGCUCAGCCAAGAACCUACCCUCAGCGCCAUCGGCUGUCGCCGCAUCGCUGUCCCACUGAACGAAUUAAGCUGGGAGCGCGGCAUGUCGCGCACCAACAGCCUCGAGCCACACGACUCGCCCAUGUCCACCGAAUCUCGCAUGAAGGGCCGACUCGCAAACCAGCAGCUCACCGAAGAGCAAUGUGCUCUGCGACAGACAGCGCUGGUGACCGUCAUCCAGAUGAUCGAAAGCCUGGAGUUGGUCCUCCGCGAUGCGAGUGGAUAUGGCUCCGAAGAAUGGAGUCAUUGGUGGACUGCCAUGAUGGCUAGCUUGGCGGAUCCAAAUUCAUGCUCGCUGAACGGUGAGUCGCUUGAGCUUGGUGCGUGGUGGGCGACGAAACAGUACUCCGAGUAUUGA
This is a messenger RNA of Dissoconium aciculare CBS 342.82, 1167 nucleotides long. RefSeq lists its product as uncharacterized. Bases 1 to 1167 code for a protein of 388 amino acids. NCBI's taxonomy places the organism in Eukaryota, Fungi, Ascomycota, Dothideomycetes, Mycosphaerellales, Dissoconiaceae. The transcript has a single exon. The record is from RefSeq and is a predicted model, not a curated record.